AGGAAGGAGAUAUAAGAAGGGGGGGGUUGACAGGAUUGGGGGUGUGUGUGAUGCAGCAGAGCCGCGAUGAGAUGCAGCAGCAGCUGUGGGGAGGCUGGACCUCAGUGUCCAACCAGGUCUACAACAACCCCAAGGUGACAUUGCUGAUGAACACCAGGGUGGGUCAGUACCUGAGUGGACACCCGGUGCUGGCUCUGGCCGUCUUGUUCUUCUGUGCCAUGGCUGCAGUCCCCGUCGGACUCUUCCUCGUGUUUGCUGUGGUUACGGCCACCAUGUCAGCUGUGGGCUUUGUGUUCUUUGAGGGAUUCCUGCUGUUCGUGGCGGCCAUCACGCUGCUGUCUGUCCUCUCCGGCCUGGCCUUCCUCUCCGUCAUGGUGUCGUCUAUCUUUGCAGUAUUUUACAUCACCGUGUCCAGCCUCCUCAACCACUACUACACCCCCCAGCGAACAAAGCAGGGAGUGGACGACCACCAGGGGAACCAGGAUGGAACACCAACAGAGGACAAAAUGAAAUAGUUCCAUUCCUCUCAAGCCAAUCUCGCGCAGCUCAUGAAUAACACAACUGCAGCACUUUUUUCAACUUUAUUUUAUGAGCGAAUAUCCCAAAUUAGUUUUUACAAAAUACCAAAAAUCCGUGUAUUUAUGACUUCACGGGGCCUUGUUACCACAGACGAAUACUGUAUGUUAAAUUAUUUAGAAAAUAAGAGAGCGCGCAUAUAAAGUGCAACAAAGAAAGCUGUUACAAAUGGAUUUUUUGCAACCUUCUUGUAAAGCUUUGAAUAAAACGUCUUGAUGUAUGUCGUUGCUAAGAUGCCAGCAUUAUUCAUUCUAAUCUCAACAGUGGAUAGAAAUACAGGUACUGUACAGGUAAUGUACUGGAGGUAGAAAAGUUACAUUAUUACUAUUUGAAUGAGUACAGUACAUUAAACAUUUAAAUACAUGUUCAUAUUUACAUGUCAACGUGAUUGUGACAACUUUUAGACCCACGGUAUAUUUACAAAAAUUCAUUUCAAAAGGAAUUUAAAAACUAUCAAAUUUAACAUGAAAAAAAUUAAUAGAAAAAAAACAUUUAUAUUAAAACUAAUUUACUGUAAUCAAAGGUGAUUGUGACAAUUUAUAUUAAGUAUAUUUUAUUAAUUAUUCAUUUAAAAGGGAAUUUUAAAAUAUGAAUUAAAAAAUUUAACGUUGGAAAAAAAAAAACUUACUCCAUGCAAUUUACUUGGCUGCACGUCGGCCAAGUGGUUAGCAUGUUGGCCACACAGGAGAUUGAGGAUGAAAAAAUACUGCAUCGGUUUUUGUUUUUAAUUAAAGCUGCAGCCAUUAAAUCGAAUAUUCAGUUAGUCGACAACCAGUAUGAUUUUUGAUCUUUAUUUGAUUUCAACAUGUAAAUAUCCCGAUUAUUUUAAAAUGUCCUUCAUCAUCUAUGAAAGCAGACCUGUUAUUUUUGUCUUUUAGGCAAAACAAGGUACUGACAGUCAUCAGCUUUGACUUUGGGGAAACCGGUGAUCUUUUCUGAUGUGUUGCGGACCAAACCACUUACCGGUAACUAUUUGUGUUUGGUUCAUAUUGAUUUGGUCCAACUAGGGCCUAACCGAUCAGGUAUAUUAAUCAAAACCAGCUUCAGAGUAGUAAUCACCUAAGAAAAUCAUUGUUAGUUGCAGCCCUACUUUUAAUCAAUGAAAGGUAUUUUGGUAUUUUUUUUUUUAACAAAGUAGUCUUUUGUGCCGUUAUUAGCAGGUUGUUUUUCCCCCCCACCAAAUGUCAUACGUAACUUUUUUUUUUUUUUUGCAUGUCUGCGUUGAGUUUUGCUUUUAUGAUUUUUAAUAAGUACACAAAAACACUCAAUGGUGAUUCUCAUAAAAUCUUUAAUGGGGGUGAUAUCAUGCAAAAAAAGGCCAAAAAAACACCUUAAUAACCCUUCAGGAGUAACCAAUGUUGAUGUGAAUAUCUGACAUGAUUAUCCCUACCUAGCAAAGUGAUGUGAAAAUGCAAACCAUCGAUGAAACGACACAGCCAACCGUGUUGUAGGAUGGAACGUGUCAGGCCUGACUCGCCGCACAACAAUUGAUGCUUUAGAAAAAUCACAGGGGCAGUUGAAUUGUAAUUAAAGAUUCACGACUGACAACUCAGAGAAAACCAUUGCUGCUACUUAGUUGGUGGGUUCUGUCAUAAAAAGAUCUUUCUUUUUUUUUUUUU
Dunckerocampus dactyliophorus (ringed pipefish) is the source of this 2195-nucleotide messenger RNA. Its product is annotated as lipid droplet assembly factor 1-like. Bases 51 to 515 code for a protein of 154 amino acids. The record is from RefSeq and is a predicted model, not a curated record. The transcript has 5 exons. Lineage: Eukaryota; Metazoa; Chordata; Actinopteri; Syngnathiformes; Syngnathidae.